This is a messenger RNA of Staurois parvus, 581 nucleotides long. Lineage: Eukaryota; Metazoa; Chordata; Amphibia; Anura; Ranidae. The record is from the annotation of a GenBank genome assembly.
CACCCAGGGAUACAGACCUCUACAAACAUUUGUGAAAGUAUGGGUCGCUCUCAGGAGCUCAUUGAAUUCAAGCGUGGUACUAUGAUAGGUUGCCACCUGCGCAAUAAGUCCAUCCAUGAAAUUUUCUUGCUACUAAAUAUUCCACGGUCAUCUGUUAGUGGUAAUAUAACAAAGUGGAAGCAACUGGGAACAACAGCAACUCAGCCACGAAGUGGUAGGCCACGUAAAAUGACAGAGUGGGGUCAGCACAUGCUGGCAUGCACACAGUGCGCAGAAGUCGCCAACUGUCUGCAGAGUCAAUAGCUAAAGACCUGAAAACUUUGUGUGGCCUUCAGAUUAGCACCAAGCCUUACAUCACGAAGUGCAAGGCACAAUGUCGGAUGCAAUGGUGUAAAGCACGCCACCACUGAACUCUAGAGCAGUGGAGACAUGUUCUCUGGAGUGACAAAUCAUGCUUCUCUGUCUGCCAAUUUGAUGGAUGUGUCUGGGCUUGGCGGUUGCCAGGAGAAUGAUACUUGCCUGACUGCAUUGUUCCAAGUGUAAAGGUUGGGCUUGGCCCCUUAGUUGCAGUAAAGGGAACU